AUGUACCAUGAGGACCACUUCGACUCCACCGACUACAACUACAUGUACGGCAUGGAGAAAGUCAACUUCCACCUCCAGAAGUACAUCUUUGCGGAUAACACUGCUUGGGAGUUCCUUCCGGAGAACGACGAGGUACUUGGUCCUAUCUUGGUCCGAAUUGCUGAACAGACCCUUUGCAAGCUCUGGGACCGCGAUGCCUUCGAGGAGACUGUUCAGAACGCUAGUGGUUUUGGCGCUGCCUUGCUUCAGAAACUCGUCAAGUUUAGCGCGAUUGACCGGAAAAACAGCCAUGGAGUUCAUUCGUAA
Messenger RNA from Lasiodiplodia theobromae, 306 nucleotides. RefSeq names its product BTB/POZ domain containing protein. NCBI's taxonomy places the organism in Eukaryota, Fungi, Ascomycota, Dothideomycetes, Botryosphaeriales, Botryosphaeriaceae. Bases 1 to 306 code for a protein of 101 amino acids. The transcript is spliced from 2 exons. The record is from RefSeq and is a predicted model, not a curated record.